This is a messenger RNA of Sorghum bicolor (sorghum), 1469 nucleotides long. RefSeq names its product probable protein S-acyltransferase 12. The record is from RefSeq and is a predicted model, not a curated record. Lineage: Eukaryota; Viridiplantae; Streptophyta; Magnoliopsida; Poales; Poaceae. The coding region runs from base 402 to 1178 and encodes 258 amino acids. Gene Ontology annotation, molecular function: protein-cysteine S-palmitoyltransferase activity. The transcript has 7 exons. Gene Ontology annotation, biological process: protein targeting to membrane; peptidyl-L-cysteine S-palmitoylation. Gene Ontology annotation, cellular component: Golgi apparatus; endoplasmic reticulum.
AUUUACCAUCUACCAAUAAAAUAGCACAUGAGGCAGCGAAAGCUGACUCCAACUCGUAAAUAAAAAGUACUGUCAAAAGGCUACCCUGGCAUCAUCAAGGAACUGAAACUCGCCGCUGGGUCCGCCUAGUCAGCGACGCAACAAGCACAAAGCAACAGGCCGACAGCCAACAACCAGCCAGCGCGCGCCGCCACCGACACGCAGCCCCGUUCGAUCGGUCCGCCGCCGCGUUGCCUUCGCUUCCUCCCCGAGGCGAGCCCCACCUCGCCGGAGGAGAUGGACUGCUGCCGGCACGUGAACCCGUUCCGCGCCUGUGCGGGGCUGCGCGGGCUGGGCUACCUUAUGGUGGCGAUCGUCGCCGCCAUCGUCGCCCUGUCCUACUACGCCGUCGUCGUCUUCGCAUGGGGCCCCAUGCUCCUCGCCGGGGGAGCAGCCGCGGCAGGUGCUGCCGUCGUGAUCGUCGCCUUCCACAUACUCGGAUCUUGUUUCUUCUGCAGCUUGCAAUGAUUCUGUGGUGCUAUUUGAUGGUUGUUUUCACUGAUCCUGGUGCGGUACCUGAAAACUGGAGGCACGAUGCCGAAGAUAGUGGGAAUCCUUUAUUUUCCUCUUCAGAGGAGCAAGGAAGUGCUCCUAAAUAUUGUUCUCGCUGUCAAAAUGGCAAACCUCCUCGCUGUCAUCAUUGUUCUGUCUGUAACAGAUGUGUGCUUAAAAUGGACCAUCACUGCAUUUGGGUAGUGAAUUGUGUUGGAGCAAGGAACUACAAGUAUUUUCUCCUUUUUCUGGUGUAUACAUUUAUUGAGACUGUUCUGGAUACCUUGGUCCUACUUCCAAACUUCAUUGAGUUUUUUCAAGAUGAAAGUAGGCGUUCCAGCUCUCCUGGGGAUAUUGCUAUUCUAUUUCUUGCUUUUGUUCUCAAUUUAGCAUUUGCGCUGAGCCUCCUCUGUUUCAUUGGCAUGCACACGUCUCUUGUUACACAUAAUACGACUUCUAUAGAGGUCUAUGAACGGAAGAAGUCAGUUUCAUGGAAAUAUGACCUAGGAUGGAAAAGAAACUUGGAGCAGGUCUUUGGUACCAAAAAGUUGUUCUGGUUUGUUCCCAUGUACUCUACAGAGGAUCUGCACAACAUCCCUGCGCUUCAAGGCCUUGAGUUCCCUACUCGCUCCGACGCAAUUGUCUAAUUGCAUAUGAUGCCUAGCAGAGUGGCAGCAGUGUAUUCUAUGACAUAGGGUCGUCUUACAUCUACACAAUUACACUAGGAUUUCUAUACGGAGAUCUGUUAAUUCUUUUUUGUACAGAAAUACACAUUCAAUUCUUUAGUGUACCAGCUGUAAGGACCAAACAGAUACCUACACAAUCCUGUUAAUUCUUUGGUUGAUUUAGAUUUUUAGACAAUUUAUUUUCAUCACUUGCAGCAACUCCAGAAGAAAGUGUUAACCAUCAACUGCUAACACGGAUUAUUUAGUUUGGAC